AUGAAACCGCCGCGUAUCGCGUCGGUUUUCUCUACCGUGCUGCUCUGUGUAGCGGCCGUUCAGAUCGAUGUAACACACGAUCAUCGUCAACCGACCACGUUUCAGUUAGAGAAGACAACAUGGCUCGAUUUGAAGCUGCCAUCGAUGGAAAAUGAAGUGUUCUUAAUGUUCAACUCAAGUAUUGAAGAGCCGAUGCCAGUCUUCGAUGUCUUUGGUACUGUUUGUAAAGAGGCGAAGGCUGUGCCUUUGUUUCAGAAGGUUAAAGGUAAGGAUAUUGUAUGUUAAACACUUUAAAACUUCUUAAAUUUUAUUUUGUUACGUAAAAAAUUUUAAGAUUUAAAAAUUGUUUUUGUUAACAAAAUAUUUCAUCAAAUAUUAAACUAUGUAAUCACUUUAUAAUCAAAAUUUUGUAAACCUUAUUAUUGUAUUGCGUUCUUUAGUCACUGCAGUAUGUUUUGAAUAAAUUAUACUUUUCUAUGAUAUCAUUGACACUAAAGACAUAUAACUAACAUUGAUUUUUUGAAACAAAUUAGUUCAACCUAUAGCACGAGCGCGUCCAAAUAAUUGUUACGUCAAAAAAAUUUUUUUAUCAAACUUGAUUAUUUUUUUAAAUUUUAUCUUUGGCUCGGACUCAGCUCCGGUGUCAGAACCGCUCCGAAAUCUUUAGUACUGAAAUUUGGCUUUUUCCUGGCUCGGCUUCAACUCUAAGAUCUGGAGCCCAAAGUCAGCUUCAUAGCUCUUGAGAACUCGGCUUCUAUUAGGUUACUCAAAUAAUUCUGCGCCUUCGUUCAAAAAAAAUUACGAAAUUAGGGAGCGCAGAAUUAUUUGAACAACCUAAUAUAAUAACCAAUGAGUCUUGACGCCAUCUACAACUACUUUUUAAAUUUUAUUUUAUUUCAGGUCCAAUAAGCAAAAUGAUAUCAAGAACAGACUUCCAUAGCUUGAAAUCACAGACAAAAUGCAACAAUACACAAGCUACGAAUAAGACUUUGUAAGAUUUUUUUAUUUUUCUUAUUACCUGACUAACGAACUUUUUCAAAAAACUCAACAUUAACUUUGAUUCAUUUUCUUAUAAAAAAACUAUUUUAAAGCUAAAUUUUUAAUUAAAAUAACAAGAAUUUCCAAAAAGAAUAUUGUAAUUAUGUCUGACCUUUAAAACAAUUAAAAUGUAAAUUUGUUUUACAUUUUUUAAUUGAUGGUUUUUUAGAGUAUAUUUGAUGAUUCAACCCGCACAUGUUUCAAACUUGUCAGCUACAGUAAAUGUUUUACUUCUCAAGAAUGAAACAGCUACAACAAUGUUACGUAAGGCUAAAAUAUUACAUUCUAUAUCCUUAUGUUUAAGUAAUCACAUGUUUAUGACCAAGUAUUUUAGCAAUUACUCAACUAAUCAGUUUAUACUUUCAGCAUUCAAUGCAACUUAUCUACCCUCCAGCGCAACUACUAUAGCUUCGCUUACUGGCCAACAAGUAGUCACUGUAACUAAAUCUGGUCUGACAGAGGCACCAAAAGCUGUAGAAGUGAAUGAUGUAAGUAAAACGCCGAUUACAGAAGCUGUAUAUAGUGUGACAACAAAAGUAGAGCAAGAUAAAACGGCAGAUGUGGUAAAAGCUAGGAGGAAACGUCAAGGUAAGUGGAUAGCAAUCUGGUUUGAAUUAGUUAAGGAGGGCGGGUAUUUAAGUUUAAAAUGGAAAAUUUUUUUUUCAAAAAUGUAACACAUAAGGAACAUUAUACACUUUUUCUUGUUUGACCGCCCGGCAUUGUAUGCUAGUAUAUAUGUUAGACAAUAAUCUUUCUAACUGCUAUCUUAUUAUAUUAUUGAUAUAUUUUUUAGCACUGGAAGCAUUAACACCACCUCCACAUGUCAUAUUAGAAUCUGAUGUUGGCUUGCCGAUGGAUGAUAAUUACUUGAACAUAAAGAUAUUUCAAGAAACGGAGUUAGGGUAUGGCUCAUGUUUUUAUUUUAAAAACGUAAAUUCUUUUACAUUUUUUUCUAUGAUAAGAUGUGUCUUAAAAAAUUUGAAUCAGUGAUUAAAAAGGUUUAAAAUCUAAAUUUCAGUUCAAAAUGCCACGGGAUUCUAAACAUAAUUGGCAAAGGUUGUACCUCUAUAUCAAAGAAGCUAGAUUCUUCUAAUAUUAUUGCCAAAAUUGGUGACGUGGCACAGGUAAUUGCUGUUUUUUGUGAAAUUUCAAAGUUGUAAAACGUUCAAAAUUUACUUUAUUUAAUAUUUAUUUUUACGUUUAUGGUUCAGUGUAGUGAAAGGCCUCAAACAUUACAUGUAAAAGUUGAAGACUUGGACUGUGAUGGGGAAAACAAGAAUCUUAGACUAGAUAUUACACCUGGAAACGUGAGUUUAUAUCUAAAUUUAUAUUUUCAAAUAUUAGACUGUUUAAAUCAUUGAAUAAUUAUGUGCUCCUUAACUUCAGAAGUUUGUUUUGUGAAGAGGCAAAGAAUUAUUUGAACAACCUCGUAUAUAAAUUCCAAUUAAUUUUAAAAAUUUUAUUUUAAGAGUACAACCGGUAACUUGUUGUACUUGUGGAUACCUUUGGCCAUUCUGCUGAGUAGUGUUUUUGUUCUGAUAACAUUAUUUGUACUGUAUCAACGAAUGAGAGCACGAGAACGACACAAUUUUCAACGACAGACCGCGUUGAGCCGAACUCUUUCUGAUCCCAAACCAAGCAGAAUUGCAGCACAGGCAUGGCAACCGUAA
Bursaphelenchus okinawaensis is the source of this 2708-nucleotide messenger RNA. The record is from the annotation of a GenBank genome assembly. Lineage: Eukaryota; Metazoa; Nematoda; Chromadorea; Rhabditida; Aphelenchoididae.